CACUUCUCUAUGCCACCAUCUUUGGGAAUGUGACGACCAUCUUUCAGCAGAUGUAUGCCAACACUAACAGGUACCAUGAGAUGCUCAACAGUGUGCGAGACUUUCUGAAGCUCUACCAGGUGCCAAAAGGAUUGAGUGAGCGAGUCAUGGAUUAUAUCGUGUCCACUUGGUCCAUGUCCAGAGGCAUUGACACAGAGAAGGUCCUGCAGAUCUGCCCCAAGGACAUGAGAGCUGACAUCUGCGUGCACCUGAACCGCAAGGUGUUCAAGGAGCACCCAGCCUUCCGGCUCGCCAGUGAUGGCUGCCUUCGAGCACUGGCCAUGGAAUUCCAGACAGUGCACUGCGCCCCAGGGGACCUCAUCUACCAUGCAGGAGAGAGUGUCGAUAGCCUCUGCUUUGUGGUCUCUGGCUCUCUGGAGGUGAUCCAGGAUGACGAGGUGGUGGCCAUCCUAGGGAAAGGAGACGUGUUUGGAGAUGUGUUUUGGAAGGAAGCCACCCUUGCCCAAUCCUGUGCCAACGUUAGGGCCUUGACCUACUGUGACCUGCAUGUGAUCAAACGGGACGCCUUGCAGAAAGUGCUGGAAUUCUACACGGCCUUCUCCCAUUCUUUCUCCCGGAACCUGAUUCUCACCUACAACUUAAGGAAGAGGAUCGUGUUCCGGAAGAUCAGUGAUGUGAAACGAGAAGAGGAAGAGCGCAUGAAACGGAAGAACGAGGCCCCCCUGAUCUUGCCCCCUGACCACCCUGUCCGGCGACUCUUCCAGAGGUUCCGGCAGCAGAAAGAGGCCAGGCUGGCGGCGGAGAGAGGGGGCCGGGACCUGGACGACCUGGAUGUGGAGAAGGGCAAUGUCCUCACUGAGCACACCUCGGCCAACCACAGCCUCGUGAAGGCCAGUGUCGUCACUGUGCGUGAGAGCCCGGCCACACCCGUAUCUUUCCAGGCAGCUUCUACCUCUGGAGUGCCAGACCAUGCCAAGCUGCAUGCGCCGGGGUCCGAGUGCCUGGGCCCCAAGGGGGGCGGGGGCGACUGUGCCAAGCGCAAAGGCUGGGCCCGCUUCAAAGAUGCUUGUGGGAAGGGCGAGGACUGGAACAAAGUGUCCAAGGCCGAGUCAAUGGAGACGCUCCCAGAGAGGACAAAGGCAUCAGGUGAGGCCACGCUGAAGAAGACAGACUCUUGUGACAGCGGCAUCACCAAGAGCGACUUGCGCCUGGACAACGUGGGUGAGGCCAGGAGUCCCCAGGACCGCAGCCCCAUCCUGGCAGAGGUCAAGCAUUCCUUCUAUCCCAUCCCUGAGCAGACGCUGCAGGCCACGGUCCUGGAGGUGAGGCACGAGCUGAAGGAGGACAUCAAGGCCUUGAAUGCCAAAAUGACCAAUAUUGAGAAACAGCUCUCUGAGAUACUCAGGAUAUUAACUUCCAGAAGAUCUUCUCAGUCUCCUCAGGAGCUGUUUGAAAUAUCGAGGCCUCAGUCCCCAGAAUCAGAGAGAGACAUUUUUGGAGCCAGCUGAGAGGUCUGCUAAAAUAAAAAAGUCAAAGACAAAAACCUACACCCUGCCCUUGACACCAUCCCUACCACACAUGCCCACAUGACCAACAAUUUUCAAGUAGGCUUUUCCUGACAGAAAAUCUAAGUGGGGCCAGUGGCUUAGGCAUGUCUCUCUCUUUCUCUAUCUGGAAAAAGAUAUGAGAAGGGUAGCGUGCCCCUACCCUGCAAGAUGGCAGCUGCAUCUGAACUGUCUUUGCACAAUUUUGGAAGAAGGGACGUGCUGUCUAAAGGGUAUUUUCCUUCAUUUUAAAUUUUUUACUACCAUGAUAUUUGUAAAUGAUUAAAACUACCAGAACAGAGCAGCAGCCAUCUGGGGACUGGCGGGGGAGUGCUGAGAACCCCCGUGUAUAUAUCAUGCUGGGCUCCUUUGCCAAGACCCCUCAAAGACUGUGGUGGGCCAGGGACUUCCCAGCACCCCCGUCCUUGUACAGCCUGUGUCUGACAUCACCGUAUAUUUUCCUAUAGUCAUCAUUGGUGACAAGCUUGGGACAAGGGGAGUUUGAGGGACAGGAGGGCAGAGCCCGUGAACUAAUGGUUAAGGCCAAAAAAGCAGCUGCAGGUGCUGUGUGUGCCUCCCACAGACACUGAGAUCUAGGAAUCCUCAGGUCUCCUUCCCAAAAGAGGUGAGGGAAGAAUAAGAGCUGGAGGGAGGCCUUGAAAUCCAGGGGUUCUCCACCAUGUUGACAGGGAGGGCUCCAGAGGCCCCAGACGAGCCUCUGGCCUGCUCGCCUGCUCCACGCCGCUGGUUUCACACACAGGCUCCUUUGCUUCUUUCCCUUCUUGACCUGUUCCCAAGUGUUCCCAUGGCAUUCCUCAGGGUAUGGAGCAUCGGCAGGAAGGGUCAUGAGCCCAGCAUUGCUUUAUUAAAGCAGACACACCGACAC
Carlito syrichta (Philippine tarsier) is the source of this 2430-nucleotide messenger RNA. RefSeq names its product potassium voltage-gated channel subfamily H member 1 (gene KCNH1). The annotation marks the transcript as partial. The record is from RefSeq and is a predicted model, not a curated record. Lineage: Eukaryota; Metazoa; Chordata; Mammalia; Primates; Tarsiidae. Gene Ontology annotation, molecular function: delayed rectifier potassium channel activity. Gene Ontology annotation, cellular component: membrane. Gene Ontology annotation, biological process: potassium ion transmembrane transport; regulation of membrane potential. The transcript is spliced from 4 exons.